Messenger RNA from Oncorhynchus gorbuscha (pink salmon), 2713 nucleotides. RefSeq names its product semaphorin-3D-like. Gene Ontology annotation, biological process: positive regulation of cell migration; semaphorin-plexin signaling pathway; neural crest cell migration. Gene Ontology annotation, molecular function: semaphorin receptor binding; chemorepellent activity. Lineage: Eukaryota; Metazoa; Chordata; Actinopteri; Salmoniformes; Salmonidae. The record is from RefSeq and is a predicted model, not a curated record. Bases 318 to 2618 code for a protein of 766 amino acids. The transcript has 18 exons.
UGGAGUGUAAUUGACUAUUGGAGGAGUGGCCUUCCCAGACCAGCAUGCGGACUUUGUUUAUAACGUGAGGAAGGAGGACAAUGUGGAGACAUCUCACCUCACUUCGCUUUUUCAAGGCUCGCAGCAGUCGGUUUCUCUCGCUCUGUAUCAUUAGGCUGUCUGCGGUAAAUUAGGAGUGGAAUAACUCAUCUUCAGGAAUCACUAUCAACAAAAGAGUGUCUGCUUGCCAACGUUAGAAACUGCUGAGACGAUCCACAGACAGAUCCACAGGGUGAUGUGACAGCGACGACCACCUGUUCUCACUAAUAACGAUAAAGAUGAGGAUCCUGGGGCCAGAGAGGUUCUGUGUUCUGCUGGGUGUGUCCCUCCAACUGCUGCUGUUGCUACCAGACACCUCAACCUGGAGUCAGAGUGGACCCCGCCUGCAGCUCUCAUACACAGAGUUGCAUUGGAGGAACAGUUCCAGUGUGUUCUGGGACAGAGGUGUGAGUGGGGGUUACCAGACUCUGCUGCUGGAUGAGGACCGUGGCUGGCUGCUGGUGGGAGGAAGAGACCACGUCUACCUGCUGCACUCUAACAGUCUGGAUCUUCCUACAAGCACGAUCUACUGGCCAGCUGCGACAGAACACGUUGAGCACUGCAGGCUGGCAGGGAAGAACAUUUCGACUGACUGCGCCAACUAUGUGCGUCUCCUCCAGCCCUUCAAUAAGACUCAUGUGUACGUCUGUGGCACCGGGGCCUACCAUCCACAAUGCACCUACAUAGACCUGGGACGCAGUAUUGAGGAGCCAUCGUUCCGCCUGCUGAGCCAUGCUGUGGAGUCUGGCCGGGGGAAAUGUCCCUUUAGUCCACGGGAGCCCUUCACCGCCAGGCUCACCGAUGGAGAUUUGUAUGCCGGGACAUCCGUGGAUUACAUGGGCACCAACACAGCUAUAUUCCGUACCUCUGUGCACAGCAGCAAACAACACUAUAUACGCACUGAGGCCUACCAGGACCACUGGCUCAAUGAGCCAGAGUUUGUGGGUUCCUUCUCUAUCCCAGACACACACAGUGUGGACGAUGACAAAGUCUAUAUCUUCUUCAAGGAGACAGCUGUAGAGUCCAGCCAGUGGGACAAGAGGGUUUACAACAGAGUGGCACGCGUCUGCAAGAAUGACGUCGGAGGGAAGAGGAGUCUGAUUAACCGUUGGAGUACGUUCCUCAAGGCCCGUCUGGUGUGUUCUGUACCAGGACCAGCUGGACUGGACACACAAUUUGAUGAGCUAGAGGACGUCUUCAUGCUGGAGACCAAAGACUCCCAGAACCCCAUCAUCUAUGGAGUGUUCUCCACCUCCAGUUCUGUCUUCAGAGGGUCAGCAGUGUGUGUCUACUCCAUGGCCUCUAUCAGGGCAGCCUUCAACGGUCCGUUCGCCCACAAGGAAGGGCCCGACUACCGCUGGGUGGAGUACAAGGGGAGGAUCCCAUAUCCACGACCUGGCACUUGUCCCAGUGUGACCUACGACCCCCUCCACAAGUCUACCCGUGACUUCCCUGAUGACGUAGUGAGUUUCAUGAGGGGUCAUCAUCUGAUGUGGGAACCCAUCCUACCGGUCACCCGCCGCCCGGUCUUUACCCUGGUCAACGUAUCCUACACCCUGAGAAAGUUAGUGGUGGACAGGGUGGACGCUGCGGAUGGACAGUAUGAUGUACUACACCUGGGCACAGAUGAUGGCCAGGUGCUGAAAGUGGUGUCUAUUCCUAAAGAGAACAGGGAACCUGAGGAGAUCAUUCUGGAGCAGCUGACUGUGUUUCAGAAUCACGCCCCUAUCCUUAGCAUGGAGCUGUCUACCAAACGGCAACAGCUGUAUGUGAGCAGUGAUGAGGGAGUGGCCCAGUUACCCCUGCAGAGGUGUGAGCUGUACGGUAAAGACUGUGCUGACUGCUGUCUGGCCAGAGACCCUUACUGUGUCUGGGACGGGAACACAUGCAACCGAUACUUUCCCAGCAACAAGAGGCGAGCUCGGCGCCAGGAUGUGAAACAUGGGGAUUCAAUGAGCCAGUGUCACAAUGCAGAAGAUGGUUCUGAGUCAGUGGAGCUGAAAGUGAUCUAUGGGGUGCAGAGCAGCUCAACCUUCCUAGAGUGUAUGCCCAGAUCCCAACAGGCUACAGUCAAGUGGACAGUUCAGUCGCCACACACUCGCACUAGCAGAGAGCUGCUCCAGAGCGAGGAUCGUAUGGUCCACAUGAAGCGAGGUCUCCUGGUGCAGCGGCUGGAGCCAGGGGACGCUGGCCUCUACACCUGUACCACCCUGGAGCACUCCUUCUCCCAGGUCCAGGCCCGCUACAACCUCCAGGUUAUACCCCAGCAGAGCAUGACAGCAUCCCAGGCCAAGGCAGCUGAUCCUGGGGCCGGAGGGGCAGGGCUGAGGGGGGGCCUGGUUCCUGGGAGCCACACCAAGCUCCUCAGGAACUACAAGGACCUGCACAUGGUGGGCAUGGCUAGCAUGAGCGCAACCGAGUACUGUGAGCAGCUGUGGUACCGAGAGAAGAAGAAGCUACGCCAGGUGAAGUGGAAACAGACCCAGGUGGACAACGGCAAAGCCAGGGUGCGACGGCACGACUCCACCCCACUACAAUGACCAGCUGGGGAUGGGGAUGGACAGAGAUGUGGGCUGCGUCACAGCACACUUUCACUCAUUGAUAUAACAGUGGUAUAAAAACUCCAUCCAGCCAA